AAAUUAAAUAUGUUAAAUAAAUUACUAUCACUGUACCAUCAUCAAUGACGUGUCUUUGGCUUAAAUUCCUUGGAAAAUUGGUAGUAUUCUCUAUUUCUCCCCACUCUGCCAAAAAGCACCUCGCCUUAAAUUCACCAAAGUUGACGUGUCUUUCACAGUCCUACAUAGCCUCCCCUCCCUUUAUCUCUCUCUCUCUAUUCCUUCCACACACUGUGCAGCCUGAAGAAUCAGAUUAAGACGGAAGGGAAGAGGAAAAACCAAAAAAAAAAACAAGAGGAAAAUAAACACUUUCAGUCAACCUUUGCAUUAAACUCACGAACCAAGUUCUACAGUUUCUUUCUUUUAAUCUCUCUCUGUUUUUAUGACUCCUGGAGAAUCAAAAACCCUAUUUCUUACCUCUCACAGAAACUCCAUGAUCAUUCUCAUGAUGAUGAUGAUUCCACCGGCGUCUUCUUCUUCUUCUUCAGCUCCUUCUCAGCCACCCCAUCUUGGCGUUCACCGCUGGGCCCCAUCUGCUUCUCCGGCACCGGCCCCUUCACCGUCCACCCCUGCCCCCGCUCUCCUUGCGGUACCUGUCGGCAAACCAUCACCUCUGCCCUCUAAGUUGUCGGUUGACUUCAGCCCACCGCUAAUUGCAAUGGUGGUCGUCGUUGCCGCCGCCUUCAUCGUCGUCACCUAUUCCCGCCUCAUCUCCCGCCACCUCGUGCCUCCGAUAACCCGCCUUGCUCGCCGGUGGCGCCGCCGUAGGCGACGUUCCUACCCACCCUCCUCCUCCGGCGACCUCGACUCACUUCCUUAUGAUUCUCCUUUUGAGCCGAUUGAUGGGCCUCACAUGUUCUCCCCUUAUGGUCUCGACGAGUCCAUCAUCAAGACCAUACCGUUUUCCCUCUACACCGCCAAAUCCAAGGAUCAAUUCGAAGAGUCUCGACGCGAUUGCGCAGUUUGUUUGUUGGAGUUCGAAGACGAUGAGUACGUCCGAACGCUGCCUUUUUGUUCUCACACUUUUCACCUGGAUUGCAUCGACGUUUGGCUCAGGUCGCACGCCAAUUGCCCCCUGUGCCGCGCCGGAGUUUUGUGCGCAGAGUCCCCGUUCACGCCAAUGAUGGCAGCGAGGAUUCGACCGAGCCUCGACGACGACACGAUUUUGCAUAGAAUCAGUAUGGACCCUAUGGUCGAAGCUCCAUCGCCAGUGGCUCAUUCUCUGGUGUCAGAGAUCACUCCUUGCAACGAAGAGCAAUCACCGAGAAGGAACCACGCGAAUCCGGAGGACGAUCGAUUCAACGGCGGUCGUGAUUUCCUCCUGAAGCGAUCCUACUCGUUCGGAUUCGAACGGAGCUUGGCGUCAGAGAGAAUGGUGAUGGAGCCGGCGACGGCGUCGCCGUGGCGGUACCACCGAAGGGGAAGCAGCAGCAGCUUCUGGAGCAAAAGGCCGUCACCGUUCGGAUCGUUGGGAAAGUCCAGAGUGUUCUCCUUCAGAUACUACAGAGGGAUGAAGUCGCCGUUCUUCCGGAGGCGAGGGUUCUUUCCUCUGUCGGAAUCAAGCAUAAGAUCAUACAACGGAGGAGGAGGAAGCUCGUCACGGCGAAGCAAGUCAAUCGCAAGCCCGAUGUUCCUGAGAUCGUCAGCAGCCUUGGCGGCGGCGGGAGCAGCAGCUUUCUCGUCGAGCCGGCUGAGGUGCGGCGACCCGGAGGCAUUGCUGUCACCGGAGAGAUACAACAGGAGAUAAAAGAAGGAAAAGGAAGAAGUGGGAAUUAUUUUUUGUAACUUUUUGGGU
Neltuma alba is the source of this 1774-nucleotide messenger RNA. RefSeq names its product RING-H2 finger protein ATL65-like. Gene Ontology annotation, biological process: protein ubiquitination. The transcript has a single exon. NCBI's taxonomy places the organism in Eukaryota, Viridiplantae, Streptophyta, Magnoliopsida, Fabales, Fabaceae. Gene Ontology annotation, molecular function: transferase activity. Bases 362 to 1726 code for a protein of 454 amino acids. The record is from RefSeq and is a predicted model, not a curated record.